AGAAUCUGCGACGCUGUAACCAGGAAGUUUGAGACGCUGCACAAUGUAUCCGUAGGAACAAAAAGCUAGUUCUCGAAAUAGGCGGGUUAAUUGACAACAAACAUUGAUUCACGAGACAAAGACUGCACGUUAAACCUAUUGGGUUAACGUGACACAGCUAUGUAGUUCAACAUGAGCAGUUAGCAGCUAUUUCAUCGUUACACGGUAUCUGAAGCUAAAGUCAGCCUGCUCUGAUGUCCUGUUUCAGUCCUGUAUCAAGUUAAAUCAUGUCGGCCGUAAACUGAUAGCUUCACCACAGUUUGGAUUAGGUUAUUUGAUCUGAGGUUGCCUGAACACAGCUCUAAACAUGUCAAACACCGUGUUAGAAGUGGGGACGGGGAUCGUCGUCGUUACCGUCGUAUGGAUCACAGCUGUGGUGUUCGGGAUGACGCUGCUGAGAGCAUCUGGACCCGCAAAGUUAGGAGUUAUCCCUGUGUUCCUCCUGGCUCUGACCAUCACUCUGGUCCUGGUGUUUUUCCCUCGCAGUCCAGAGACAGAGAUUCCUUUUAAAGAGAUACAGAGAGUUGCAGAAGAGGCACGGCAUGCAAACACACAGCGGAUCGUAGACACUCUGUUUAUCGGGCGAUACAUUCUUCUGGCGGUGGCGAGCGUGGUCUUUCUGGUGGCGUUCUUCAUGCUGCUCCCUUUUCAUCUCCUGGAGCCGGUCUAUGCCAAGGCUUUAAGAACUCAUUAAAGCUGCCAGAUUCAGAGCUGGCACCAGGAUCACGUCUCUGAUGUCCAGAACUUAAAGACAAACAGGGCUGACAAGAGGCCUCCGCUUCAUAUGGAAACAACAUGAAAAAUGUGGUCCAAACAGCUCAGCAGGAGGGGGCCUGUUUGUGAGUGGCUGGAUGUUUGGAGACUGAAGACUGAACAGUUAUAAGACAUCCAACAUUUUGUGUUUUUGUACUAUUGAACACUAAGAUGUAUGAAUAGUUUCCUGUUUGAUUUGUGUGAAUCACUACAGUGCAGACAUUUCAUCUAUGCUUCAAUAAACCAUUACAAAACAUAA
Molecule: messenger RNA, 1051 nt
Organism: Notolabrus celidotus (New Zealand spotty)
Lineage: Eukaryota; Metazoa; Chordata; Actinopteri; Labriformes; Labridae
Gene: tmem218
Product: transmembrane protein 218
Exons: 4
Coding region: 347-733 (128 amino acids)
Source: RefSeq, a predicted model, not a curated record